Messenger RNA from Grammomys surdaster, 4169 nucleotides. It is a transcript of the gene Asb15, whose product is annotated as ankyrin repeat and SOCS box containing 15. Gene Ontology annotation, molecular function: protein binding. The transcript has 10 exons. Lineage: Eukaryota; Metazoa; Chordata; Mammalia; Rodentia; Muridae. The coding region runs from base 129 to 1880 and encodes 583 amino acids. Gene Ontology annotation, cellular component: cytoplasm. Gene Ontology annotation, biological process: intracellular signal transduction. The record is from RefSeq and is a predicted model, not a curated record.
AGAAUGUGGAAUCAUGGCUUUAUAAAAGAUGCAUGUGUUCUCUGUAACUUUGGAUCCAAGCGUCUGCAGGGCAGUAUUUGCUAAAGACAUCGAGAGUAGACAGACUUGGCUGAUCCAGGCUAUGAGAUAUGGAUAUUAAUGAUGAUCCUAAUGAUGACCAUCUUGCAAGUUAUGACAUUCAGCUCUGUAUUCAGGAAUCCAUUGAAGCGAGACAGGCUGUGUUCCAUCCUGAAAGGUUGGUACAACUAAGUGAUCAAAACAGAAAGCUUGUGGAGGCCAUAAGGCAAGGUCACAUUUUUGAGCUCCAGGAGUAUGUGCAAUAUAAAUAUGCACUGGAAGAAGCGGAUGAGAAAGGAUGGUUCCCGUUGCAUGAGGCUGUAGUUCAACCCAUUCAACAGAUACUUGAGACUGUUCUGGAUGCUUCCUAUAAGACACUCUGGGAAUUCAAGACCUGUGAUGGAGAAACACCCUUGACUCUGGCAGUCAAAGCUGGUCUGGUGGAAAAUGUCAAGACGUUGCUAGAGAAAGGGGUCUGGCCCAACACCAAAAAUGACAAAGGAGAAACGCCUCUUCUGAUUGCUAUAAAGAAGGGCUCCUAUGAUAUGGUCUCUGCACUGAUUAAAUACAACACCAGCCUUGACCAGCCCUGCAUCAAACGAUGGUCAGCAAUGCAUGAGGCAGCUAAGCAAGGCCGCAAAGAUAUUAUCACUCUGCUACUGAAUCACAGAGGCAAUGUCCACCUGAGAGAUGGAUUUGGAGUCACGCCCUUAGGAGUCGCUGCUGAGUAUGGCCAUUGUGAUGUGUUAGAACAUCUUAUUCACAAAGGUGGUGAUGUGUUUGCUUUGGCGGAUGAUGGGGCAUCUGUGCUAUUCGAGGCAGCAGGAGGUGGAAACCCUGACUGCAUCUCCCUCUUGCUGAAAUACGGAGGAAGUGGCAAUGUGCCCAACAGAGCCGGGCAUCUUCCCAUACACCGAGCGGCCUAUGAGGGACAUUAUCUUGCUCUGAAAUAUCUUAUCCCAGUAACAUCCAAACACGCCAUUCAGAAAAGCGGCCUAACUCCAAUUCACUCAGCAGCAGACGGACAAAAUGCCCAGUGCCUCGAGCUGCUCAUUGAUAAUGGUUUUGAUGUCAACGCCCUGCUUGCCGACCACAUUUCCCAGAGCUACGACGAUGAGAGAAAGACUGCGCUGUAUUUUGCCGUCUCUAAUAAUGAUAUCCACUGCACAGAAAUCCUUCUGGCUGCAGGUGCAGACCCCAACUUAGAUCCCCUCAACUGUCUCCUUGUGGCGGUGAGAGCCAAUAGGCAUGAAAUCGUCCGGCUGCUUCUCUCCUACGGGGCUAACGUCAACUGUUAUUUUAUGCGUGUGAAUGACACUCGCUUCCCCAGUGCCAUUCAGUACGCCCUAAAUGAUGAGAUUAUGCUGAGGCUCCUGCUAAAUAAUGGUUACCAAGUGGAGUUGUGUUUUGACUGCAUGCACGGAGACAUCUUUGGAAAUUCAUUUGUGUGGUCAGAGACAGAGGAGGAGGGACUGCCAGGAUGGACAUCUUGCGUAAUAAAAGACAAUCUGUUCUGUGAGUUUAUUACAGUUCCGUGGAUGAAGCACCUGGUGGGCAGCAUUGUCCGCAUACUGAUAGACUACAUGAGUUAUGUCCCUCUGUGUGCAAAACUGAAGUCUGUGCUAGAAGUACAGAGAGAAUGGCCAGAAAUCCGCCAGAUAAUAGAGAAUCCUUGCUCAUUAAAGCAUCUGUGCCGAUUAAAAAUUCGCAGAGUUAUGGGACUCCAGCGGCUCUGCCAGUCAGCCUCCAUGGAGAAGCUUCCUCUACCAGCGGCGAUGCGAAGAUACUUAUUAUUUAAAGAAUACGAUCUCUACGGACAAUAGCUAAAGUUAAUAUAACUUUAAAAUUAUAUUUUAAAAUGUGAUUCUUAAAGUAUUUUUUAAAAAAAUGUGAUUCCCCUAGAGAAGUCAUUGGAAUCAUUUUGUAUUCUUGAGUGUAUUUAAUACCACUGAGAAUUUUGUAGCUGUCCCUAUGGGAAGGACAUGUACACUCUUAAAGACUUUUAGGCUUCUAAGAUAAGUAAUAUGCUGUAUUUGGAUUUCUAUUGAUUGUCUUCAGUUGUUACGAGUCUUCAAAUUCUCUCUAUCAACUGAAUAUCAGUGAUUGAGAGUCUAGGCUUAAAAGGUAAAUAACUACUUUCUCGCCCCCGCCCCACACACAUCUGCCAGUUGCUGCUCUGCCUAUUAUUAGAACCCCUGCUCUAGAAGAGGUCAUUUGUACACGCAGAUUGUCCCUGUAAUCCAGCUUCUCCAGAGCUCCUCUGCUCAGUCCCUAACAACUUCCUUGCUGCUAAAUUCUAUAAACAACUUUCGUUCCCCUUCCUGUUGAUUUCUUUUGGCAUCUAACUCCGUUUCCUGUUAGUCCUUGGGUUUUACCAUACUGAUAUCCCGCUGUUUUCCCUCUCAGUCCUCCUCCACAACUUCUCUGUCUCUGCUUCUCUAUGCUGCUCCUCUUCCUGCAGGCCUUUAGUGACUUGUCCUCUGUCCUUUCCUGAUGCGCUGUGUUCUCUGAGAAAUUCCAUUCACUAACUGUGGUUGUGAUCAUUUUGCUGGGGACCAUAACGUUUACAGCUGAAGUUCAACCUUUUGUCUCCUAUGCUUCAGACCUGUUCGACAUUGACCUAGUAGACCUCUAAACACACAGCUAUCUGCGGUUCAACGAGUCCUCAAAUCCUUCCUUCACAUUCUGCAGCUCAAUAUUAGCACAGUCAACUCUGUUUCCAAAUGAAAUAGACUUGACAUCAGUCUCGACACCCCCACCCCCAUUUUCUCACCCUGCAUGCCAACUCACCAAAUGCCUCUGGGUUUCCUGCUCAGUCCCACAAAUUGCACUAUACAUCUGACUGUAUUCUUCCUCUUACUGAGAUAAUACAGUGCUGCUUGUCUGAAUCCCCUGGCCUUUCAUUCUCCCUGUUGUCUACAGAGUCCACACACAGCAUUUCAGGAUGAACUUUCAGAGACUUUAACAUAGCUCAUUUCCUUGCUGAAAAUCACUCCCUAUUAUUUUGGGAUUAAAAAUCUCAAGUUCUCCCAUGACCUCCAUGCUUUAACCACCCCCCUCCCCCACCCCCCGUGGCCUAUCUGCAUAUCCCCACCCCCUUUUGCCAAUGUUACACAUCUUAUACAGCAAUUCCCACGCUUUAUGGUUUUAUAAGACUGGAGAUUUUCAUUUUAUUAAUAAGAAAUAAUGUCCUCUUUUUAAAGGAUACCAUCUAUUAUACCCAAUUCAGCUUUAAAGGGGGUUGUUCCUUAGAAUGCUAGAAAACAAGAUGGAGGUAAGCUCACUCGUUAAGUUGGAUUGACAUUAGCUUUGAAAAGAUGGACAACGCUGUUAUCUCCUCACUGACUAGCAAAACUUCACUGUGGUCCACAAGUAUCCGAGUCUCUUUGAUGGGAACCAUUGUGAACCUCAGGACCGUUACCUCUCUAUCUGAAGCGUUCUUUUCUCUCCUUUACACCCUCUCCCACUGAUUAACUGACCCUUACACUGCAGAUCCUGGCUCAGCUGUCGCUUCCUCUGGAUGGAGGCCACUGCUGAGUGCUGCUCCUGUGGUAUUGUAGUGCUCUAUGUUAUGCUAGACUGGAAGCUCCAUGAGGGCAGGACCGUGUCUCCUUUAUUUCCCAGUAUGUCCUCAAAGCCAAACACACGCCCUAAAAUGUGAAUGUUAUACAAGACCCAGACUAAAAUAAUCAGUGACAUGGUGGUAAUAUGAUAGGUUAGAGCUUCUGACUUGGUGUGUAAACCCAGUAAUGUACUUAUUUAAAUUGCUUAUUCUUUUAUUUUAAUAGUGUAUUUUUUAACAUUUGUUUUAUCCUAAGAGUAAAUAUUCUUUUGGUAGUAAUAUCUUACUAGUGUGUAAAUUUUCUGAAUUACAUUUACUUUCAGUUAUCUUUGAAAGAUAAAUAAAUCUCGGAAGAAAAUUAUAUAAUCAGGGAUAUGGUUUCAAUGUAUCUCCUUGAGGAUUUUAUAAUACAAACUAUACCAUAAUGUAUUUAACUCGAACUGUGAUGUUUCAUGUACAAUAUAUCUAUAAUUCUUGUGUUGUUUUCUUUAUUGUGCUUAAAGUCCUUGCUUAUAAAUAUUGCUCUAAAUAAAUGAAAAAUAGAAAUGAA